This is a messenger RNA of Entamoeba invadens IP1, 3120 nucleotides long. RefSeq lists its product as hypothetical. The record is from RefSeq and is a predicted model, not a curated record. Bases 1 to 3120 code for a protein of 1039 amino acids. Lineage: Eukaryota; Evosea; Mastigamoebida; Endamoebidae. The transcript has a single exon.
AUGUCACUCCCACAACUUGACAUAUAUUCAGUGCAAAUAGUAAGUAACCACUUCAAAACAGCAGAAGACUAUUUGAAUGUGAUUUGUGUGUGUAAAAAAUAUCAACACUUGUUAGACCGAUUCAGGUAUAACCCAAUAAGUGUCGUUUCUACACGACUGUUUCCGUAUAUGGAGACACAACACUUGUACAGUGAAAGUGACAAAAUUUUCAAAAAGACAAAGAAGACGAUUGCGUGGUACCCAAUUUUCUUUUUCAAGACGAUGAAGUCGCCAAACAUCACGUUCAAGAACGUCAUUUUGGGACAGAAUGACUUGAAGAACAAAAAGGUUCUAAAAAUACCCAAAAACACGACAGCACUUGGCUUUAAAGCAAUGGCAAUGUUCCACUUGGCUGAUAUUGACAUCCCAUCAAGAAUAACACGACUUGCAAAUAAGUGCUUCUUCGAGAUGGGACAACUCCAAAACGUCACAAUUUCGGAAAACGUCUCGACGAUUUCAGACGCGUGUUUCUCUGGAUGUAGUUUGCUCACAAACGUCGUGUUGCCAAAAAACGUUGUGACGAUUGGCGAGAGUGCUUUUAGACUCUGCAGUUUCCAGAGGAUCAGUUUGCCUGAGAGUAUUCUUCUUAUUAAGCCAAACGCAUUUGCUCAAAACUCUGCGCUCGAAGAUGUUGUGAUUCCACAAAAUGUUGUUGUGAUUGAGUCGGGUCUCUUUUCUUAUUGUCAUCGGCUUAGAAGAGUGGUGCUGCCUCACACCCUUAAAAAGAUUUCUGAAAACGCGUUCAGAAAUUGCUCUCGCGUUUCGAUUAUUGAUGUGCCCAGUGGUGUCUUGUUUUGUGCCAAAUACGCAUUUAAACAUUGCAGCGCCCUGCAACAAAUGUGUUUGAACCAAAACUGCGUUGUUGGUGAAGGCGCGUUUUCGGGGUGCGACUUUUUGACGCACCUCGACAUCCCUAAUGAAGACGGUAUGAUUAAAGAAUGUAAAGACCCCCAAGAGAAAGCCGUUUUAAGUAAGUUUUACACUGUGGCGAACAAUACCAUUCCAAGACCAUAUUUAAAGAAACUUGGAAGAAAUAGUUUUGAUGUUGAAUUUGAUAAUAGCGCGAGAGGUCUUCUGUUUCAAAUCACAAAAGAAAGUCUCGAAGGAAUGAAUCAAGGUUUGUCCAAUGUGUUUGUUCCAGAGACAAUUGAGUCUUUGGGUGGGCGUUGUUUCUCUUCGUGUUCGACUAAUUUGUCUUCAAUUGCCAUUUCAGAGUCUGUAACGACGAUUGGCGAAGGUGCCUUUUCAGGGUGUUCUCAUAUCAUUGUACUAUGUAUUUCGCGAAAUGUAUUAGAAUUUCCCAAAGAAAUGUGCAAAAAUUGUGAAGGAUUGAAAACAAUUGAUUUUUCUCGGAAUGUCUAUAGCGUUGGAGAGUGCUGUUUUCAAAAUUGUUGUUCAUUAAAAGAGCUAUCGUUUGGUGACUUUUGUGAAAUUGGGAUGGGGUGUUUCGAAGGGUGUUCUAGCCUUACGAAGUUGGUUAUUCCUUCUGAGAAUUCGACAAUUAAAUAUAAAGUUGUGUACGAAGAAGUUCCACUUUUGAAAAAGUUGGGGUACACGUGCACAAGCGCACACGUCACAUUCGACAAAGCCAGAAAUCCUGAAAAACUUGUCUACAACAUGCUUAUGGAAUUCAGUGGUGAAAUAUCAAGCACUUUUUGUGGGACUAAUUUCAAGUUUUUAAGUGGGGUGACUAAGAUUUGCAGUACCUUCUUCCAUGACCAACACAAUUUGAAAAGUAUUGUUUUCCCUUCGACUUUAGUCGAAAUUGGUGACAAAUGCCUUUUGAACUGUGACAAGCUAGUUCGUGUGACUUUUCCGACGUCGUUGACAAGAUUUGGAGACUUUGUUUUUGAGGGUUGCAAAAAUUUGGUCGAGAUCAACGGAAUAACCACUUGGGGUGGUGUUGUGAGUGACAAAGAGAGGAGAGUUAUUGAAUUGUGUGGUAUCAAAUGUAGCAGAAUAUUAUUGGACGGUGACGGGUUAGUUCAAAACAAAAUGGUACCACCCAACACUGGGGCUUUCAGAUGUUACACGGAAAAUAUGGAGUUGGAAGAUGUUCUGGUUCCUCAGGGCGUUGUUGUAAUAUGCGAGGUGUGCUUUUCUCAGUGUUACAAUCUGAAGCGAGUUUCUCUGUCGAAUACAUUGGAAGAAAUUAGAGCAAGGGCGUUUGAACACUGUUAUUCCCUCAGCGUCAUUACAAUCCCGGACUCUGUCACAUUUAUUGGCGAAAAGUGUUUUUAUAGCAACUUGUCGCUUCAACAAAUCAAACUUCCACUGGCUCUUUGUAACAUUGGAGAAGAAGCUUUUGGCAUGUGUACAUCUCUUUGCUCAGUCACCGCGCCAAAGCGUGUAUUGUUAUCAGGGAAGUCGAUUUUUUAUCGCUGUGUAUCAUUAAAAGAAGUUGUUUGCUCAGGGGACUCAAACCACUCUGCAUUUGAUUCAAAUAUUUGUGCCCCAAGAGUGGCACCUUUCCGGUAUUGUCAAUCUUUGUCACAAUUUGAUAUGCCAACAAAUUUACUCGAUCACAGUUUGUUGAUGAAUUCCUCGUUUUGUGGUGCGACUUCCCUUGAAACUUUUGUCUUUUCAAAUUCCAUCUGCCACCUCCCAAAUAAUCUUUUUGAUGGAUGUGUUUCUCUCAAAAUCGUCAUUCUUCCAGAUUCACUAAUCUCGAUUGGGGCGUACACGUUCCACAAAUGCAUAUCUCUAAAAGAGAUAACAAUCCCGCGUCAUGUCGAAUAUAUUGGAUCGAAAGCUUUUGCAAAUUGCAAAUCCCUCGAAAAAGUGGUUCUUUGCAAUAACAUUUUUGAAGGCUCCAAAAAUGUUUUUCUCGGUUGUGACAAAAUAACAAGUUUUGUGAUUGGUGGGCAGAACGUCGAGUGUCCGUACUCGGUUUGUUUCAGUGUGUUCGUUACUUUCCAAAAGAACAAUAUAAAACCAAGCCACGUUUUUAUAACACAAGAUGACUUAGCUUUGGUGGAAAAGGACAUUAAAAAACCAAAUUCUCAACUUGUCCAAGAUAUCACUGAUGGCAAUGUUGAAGUUGACAAGAACUGUUUCAAACUUUUCAACACAAAAACAUAA